Thermothielavioides terrestris NRRL 8126 is the source of this 479-nucleotide messenger RNA. RefSeq lists its product as uncharacterized. The record is from RefSeq and is a predicted model, not a curated record. Lineage: Eukaryota; Fungi; Ascomycota; Sordariomycetes; Sordariales; Chaetomiaceae. The coding region runs from base 88 to 258 and encodes 56 amino acids. The transcript has a single exon.
CAGCCUCUCCCCACGUGCCAGGGACCAGGGCUAUGGAGCUGAAAACUCCCUGUCCACCCAUCCCUUGUUGUCUUGGCCCUGACAGACAUGGGGGCCCCCCCCCCACCCCGGGCCGUCAACGAGCAUCCGGAAGAAACGUUGCUUGCGCAGGGGCAACUGCAGGCAUGGGGUUCCAGACCACUGCAACGGAAGUGGAAAGUGCACCGUGCUGGUAUGGAGGUAGCCAACUCCGCGUACUUUGUAGCCUUGCCUGCCUGAACCAGGCAAACGCAGAGACUCGACAUUGACUCAUCUCGCCAUUUCUGCUUUGACACAGUCUUUGCCCAAACUUCAGACGAUUAACUAGGUAGCUUGACGUUUUCAGAUUUCCGCGGAGUCUGACUUCGCGGGAAAGGGGAGGGUCGCCGGGCCCGGCCGUGGGAACUUGGGCGAUCACACGUUCGCCGUGUUCGGUAAGCCCCCAGGUCUGGCCUGCUCCG